CCGUCCUGCUAAUAGCCUCAUUGUCUCACUGAGGGCUUGCUCUGCCCUCAGAAGACCUCACAGCACUGACAGCAGAUCCCAGAAGUUGUGGGACAUUCCUCAGGCUCCAAUCCCGGAGAUGUUUAUUCUCUGGGUGGAGGGUGAAAAAGCAAAGAGAGAGAUGUUGCAAUUCACUCCAUCCACGUCAGACGCGUCAUCUGGAAGGGAGGAGGGCAGGGCCAGAGGAGGGACACCCUGACAGCAGCCGGCCCUGACCCAGCCUGCCAGCCUGCCCCCCCCCCCCAGCCUUGAGGCUAUGGAGUAGUCCAGCCUACCCGGCCUGUCCCCACUCCCCAACUUUCCGUGAUGACAAACCAGAAAACUGAAACUGAAACAGGUUCAAGUUAGAGAUGAGUCACCCCGGCACAGCUGGCCCUGACGCAGUCCGGUCCCCCACCUGCUGGCCUUGAGAUGGAGUAGCCCAGCCUCCAUGGCCUGCCCCUCUCCCCAACUUCCCCUGAUAACAAACCAGAAACUGAAACGAAAACAGGAUCACGUUAGAGAUGAGUCACUUCCCAAAGUGACGGCAGUCCCUGAGAAGUGACAACAGACAGACAAGACCCCCGGGGCACUUGAAGCAGACAGGACGUUGAGGGUCGCCAAGGAGCAUGGCAGGCAGUCCAGAGGUGGUGGCCAUGGACUGUGAGAUGGUGGGUAUAGGACCUCUAAGGGUGAGCGGCCUUGCCCGCUGCAGCAUCGUGAACCUCUAUGGCACAGUCCUGUAUGACAAGUACAUCCGGCCUGAGGGAGAGAUCACGGAUUAUAGAACCCGAGUCAGCGGGAUCACACCUCAGCACAUGGUGAGGGCGACACCAUUUGACGAAGCCAGGCUGGAGAUCCUGCAGCUCCUGAAAGGCAAGCUGGUGGUGGGCCACGACCUGAAGCAUGACUUCAACGCCCUGAAGGAGGACAUGAGCAAGUACACCAUCUAUGACACCUCCACAGACAGGCUGCUCUGGCAUGAGGCCAGGCUGGACCAUUACAAGCGCGUGUCCCUGCGGGUGCUGACUCAGCGCCUGCUACACAAGACCAUCCAGAACAACCGGCAUGGCCACAGCUCCGUGGAAGAUGCCAGGGCCACGAUGGAGCUCUACAGAAUCUCGCAGCGACUCAGAGCCAGAACCCAACAAGGGCUGUCCCGCCUGGGGGCGUCAUACUGAAGGUCAUCCUCGUCCAGGGACCAGAGGCUUCCACUCCUUAAGGACAGUACUUUUCCACAAAUGAGACCCGCUUCUAACGACAGCAGCCAGCAGCAACAAGAAAAGCAGAACCAGAGACAACACUCCCCCAGGCCCGCAUUUUUCUAGCUUUUUUGGAAGAAAAAAAAAAGAGAGAUCUUUAGUAAUGAAUGGCUCGUUAUUUUGUCUAAUUCCACUGGAAAUGCUUGUCUUUUGUCUUGCUUGGUGACAGAGAAUGAAGAUUUAUGCCCCCGAAGUUGGGCACAUGCCUCUCCCUCCUCUCCUUUCUCCGUCCUCCCUCCCUCCCUUUCUCUCUCUCCCUCCCCCUCUCUCCCCUUCCUCCCCCACUUCCCCCAGGUCGAUUUAGUACAUUUAUAGAACAGUGAGCAUGGCAGUCACAGGGAAACUUGCUUUUUUUUUUUAACUCUCCCUGAGCCCAGGCCCACCUUGUACUCACGACUGUCCGCCCUCCGCCUCCUGAGUGCUAGCAUUGCAGGUGUGUGGCGCACAGCCAGCUUAGAUGCCUAGAGACCUUUGCUGCUGUGUUCUUUCUUAUACUCCCGGGGAUGGAACCUGGGGUCUUACAUAUGCUAAGCAAGCACCCUACCAUUGAGCCACAUCCCCAGCCCUCAUUUUAAACUUUAUUAUGAAAAAGUUGCACCCCCCCCCAAAAAAAAAUCACACACCAAAAUCAGAUUCCAAGACUAUACAACUCACCGACCAUCUGUACAGUUAGAGUAGCCAUUUGGAAUGAAAGCUGUAGAGCAUCAUAUUAGAUUUUAUACUUCACGGUAUGUUUUUAUGUACUGUCCAUCACCCAAACCAAACAAACAAACAAAUCCACGACGGAGUUGGAACUAGA
Messenger RNA from Peromyscus maniculatus bairdii (prairie deer mouse), 2079 nucleotides. RefSeq names its product interferon stimulated exonuclease gene 20 (gene Isg20). Gene Ontology annotation, biological process: negative regulation of viral genome replication; DNA catabolic process; RNA catabolic process. Gene Ontology annotation, cellular component: nucleus. Gene Ontology annotation, molecular function: exonuclease activity; nucleic acid binding. The record is from RefSeq and is a predicted model, not a curated record. Lineage: Eukaryota; Metazoa; Chordata; Mammalia; Rodentia; Cricetidae.